AUGUCUUUCUCCAGAAGGGCCCCAUCGUCGGCCCUGCUGUCAAGUUUGCGCGCAUCCUCUUCUCGAUCCCCAUUUUGUCUUCGAUCCCCCGCAACCAGAUUAAGAUAUGCAUCCACAGAGCAAAAUGCAGGAGAAGGUCGUUCAUUUAAAGGGCAGCUCUACGAAAGUACACAGGCUCGAUUGAUAAAGGAACGCGCAGAGCGGGAGCAAUAUUCCAAGAGCAGAAAUGAAAGUUCUGGAGGAAAGAAUUCGGCUUUAACAUUCGUUAUCAUAUCAGUGGCUGUAGGGGGUUAUUACUUCGGUUCAUUUAGAAACCCUGGUGCACCUACGACGUCGACUACCCCUCUUUCGACCACAAAACCUCUUCGACAUAAUACAGGUCGGUCAAAUCUUGAAUCUGCAUGGGCGGAUUUUGUCGAAAUAGUGGGCAAAGAAAAUGUUUCUACCAUUGAUGCAGAUCUUGAGAGCCAUUCAGGUAGCGAAUGGUCCUCUCAUUUGAGAAAGCCGAAUGAGGUACCAUUUAUGGUCGUCUCCCCCUCAUCAACGGAAGAAGUUAGCAAGAUCAUGAAAAUUUGUCACAGGAGGAAGAUACCCGUUACUGGAUACAGUGGAGGCACAAGUUUGGAAGGACAUUACGCUCCUACACGGGGUGGUAUUUGCAUAGAUUUCGGAAGGAUGAACAAGAUCUUGAAGCUACACAAGGAUGAUAUGGACGUGGUCGUUCAACCAGCUGUAGGAUGGGAACUUCUCAAUGAAGUGCUGGCGAAGGAUAACCUCUUUUUCCCACCAGAUCCAGGUCCAGGUGCCAUGAUUGGCGGAAUGGUGGGAACAGGGUGCAGUGGAACAAAUGCGUACAGAUAUGGCACUAUGAGAGAAUGGGUAAUGAAUCUGACUGUCGUUUUGGCAGAUGGAACUAUUAUCAAAACGAGACAAAGGCCAAGGAAGAGCAGUGCAGGUUAUGAUUUGACUAAGAUGUUUAUCGGAAGUGAGGGGACACUUGGGCUAGUCACCGAGGCUACAUUGAAGGUCACUACAAAACCGAAUACUACCAGCGUGGCUGUAUGCAGUUUUGGAAGCAUUAAGCAAGCAGCAGAUUGUGUUGGAAAGGUCGUUACUGAGGGUGUUCCCAUCGCCGCCAUUGAAAUCUUGGAUGAUAAUCAAAUGCUGAGCAUUAACAAGUCAGGUAUGACAACCAAAAAAUGGCUCGAAGAACCCACGCUUUUCUUCAAAUUUGCCGGUACACCCAAUGCCGUCAAAGAGCAAAUUAGUAUUGUUCAAAAGUUGGCUAAGGCGACCGGAAGUAAAACUUUUGAAUUCGCAAAAAAUGCAGAAGAACAAGUUGAGUUAUGGAGUGCAAGAAAAGAGGCUUUAUGGUCUGUAAUGGCCAUGCGGGAAAAAGAUGGUGAUCAUGUGUGGACGUCAGAUGUCGCCGUACCAAUGAGUAGAUUACCGGAAAUUAUUGAAGAAACCAAGGCGGACUUGGCUAAGAGUGGGAUGUUUGCUUCGAUCGUGGGACAUGUUGGAGAUGGCAACUUUCACACUAUUAUACUUUACAAUGAUACCCAAAGACAAACCGCCGAAGAAGUCAUCCACCGAAUGACCAAGAGAGCGGUCGAAAUGGAAGGUACUGUGACUGGUGAGCAUGGUGUUGGAUUGGUGAAGAGAGACUACUUGAACCAUGAAUUGGGGGAGAAUACGGUUGAUGCUAUGAGAAGGCUGAAAUUUGCAUUUGAUCCAUUGUGUCUAUUGAAUCCAGAUAAGGUUGUUAGAGUCGAAAAACCUAAGCCGGGAGAAGUUUCAGAAUGGAACCGUCCACGUGACAUCCUAAGGUUACCUAUGUGCUCCUUCAACCUCCACUUUGCUUCUCAUGUCGCCACUUUCCGUCACAACAAACUAUUUGCAAUGGUUGAACCAACUCAAGAACCUCACAAAUGGGUUGGCUACCCCUCUCCAAAAGAAGGUCCUAAUGUACCUUUUAUAAGAACAGAUGAUAAGAAUCCUACAUUCCGAGGAUUGCUUUUGGUGGUGGUUGGAUGGCUUGUUUCCAAAAUUACGUUCAUCCAAGGUCCCCUAUGGAACAAUGCAAAAAUGAAUGCGUUGAGGAAUAUCAAGGGAUUAGAUGAGUACUAUGAGAGAUGGGAUCCUACAGUAAUCCCUCUUGCAAAUGAUUCACCAUCCACAACAAGUUCGGAUGGAUUAGACAUUAAAUCAACGCCUGUCGUUCCAGAGAAUUCAGCUGAGCGAUAUCGUUCGGUGGCUGAAUAUCAUGCACUUUAUCGCACCGGAAAAUUAACCCCACUAGCUGUCGCGGAAUCGCUUCUCCCUCUGAUCAGAAGAGAUAUCAGUCUGAAGGAACCCCAUUCCGUCGCUUUUACUGAGAGCAACGUUAAGGAAAUUUUAAAAGCUGCCAAAGCAUCAACUUUGCGAUACCAACAAGGAAAUCCUUUGAGCAUUCUUGAUGGAGUUCCCACCGGUAUUAAAGAUGACAGUGAUGUCGCAGGAUAUAGAAGUCAUCAUGGACGAAAAAGGAAUGAUUCAAUGUUCACUGCUGCCGAAAAGUCUACUUGGAUUGUUCAACAAUGGGAAAACUCUGGUGCUCUUAUCAUGGGAAAGUUAAAUAUGCAUGAGCUUGGUUCGGAUACUACUAAUAAUAAUCCCCAUUGGGGAACUCCAAAAAAUCCGCAUAAUGACCAUUAUUAUCCCGGUGGAUCUUCCGGAGGUCCUGCCUAUGCGGUCUCUUCUGGACUGAUUCCAUUUGCUCUUGGUUCAGAUGGUGGUGGAAGUAUCCGCAUCCCAUCAUCUUUCUGUGGUCUCUAUGGGUUAAAGCCUUCCCACUCACGAGUUGAGGAUACUGGAAGUACUGUCACUGUUAAUGGUCCUCUUGCAGCGACUAUGGCGGAUCUCGAGGUGGCCUAUCGAGUUAUGGCAAAGCCUAACCCAUCUGAUCCGGUUGCUGCGCUCUUCAGUCCGCCAGGAUCUUUCAAAACUGCACAGCCAAAAGUCAUCGGAAUUUAUAAAGACUGGUUCGACCGAGCUGAACCAUCUGUUCAUACAUUAUGUACUAAAUUUGUGGAUUACUGUGAAAAAACUCUUGGCUAUACUAUUGUCCCAAUCACAAUUCCAUACUGCCCCGAAGGUCAACUUGCCCAUGCCAUGACUAUUCUAGCAAACAUGGCCUCACGGGCAAAGACUCAUCCUUUCUCGCCUAUGAACUGGUUACAAGAUGCCUCUCCCUCAAACAAGAUUCUCCUUACAAUGGGUGCAUAUACACCAGCUCGAGACUAUCUCCUCGCCCAACAACUCCGCAAUCUACUCAUGCAGCAUCUAUCCUUCCUCUUCAAAAAAUACCCUGGUCUCAUCAUUGUCACUCCUACUACCCCAAUUCCCGGAUGGCAAAUAGAACACGAGGGAGACUUACUACACGGUGCUUUUGAUCCAAAUAAAAGUCUUAGGAAUAUGGAGUACGUAUGGUUGGCCAAUUUCACGGGUAUUCCUGGAAUUAAUUGUCCUGUUGGAUAUGUAGAUCCAAAGAAAGGUGAAGGGAAGAUUCCGGUGGGUAUAAUGGGAUCUACGGAAUGGGGAGGUGAGGAGGUGUUGAUUGAAUUUGGAAAGGAGGCUGAGGCUUGGUUGGCUGCAGGAAAUGAAGGGGGUGGGAGGAAAUUACCAAGGAAUUGGGUGGAUGUUGUGAAGAUGGCUAAGGAGAAAGUGGAUGGGAAGGCGGCGGAAGAGAGUUGA
Sclerotinia sclerotiorum 1980 UF-70 is the source of this 3735-nucleotide messenger RNA. RefSeq lists its product as hypothetical. Gene Ontology annotation, cellular component: mitochondrion. Gene Ontology annotation, molecular function: D-lactate dehydrogenase (cytochrome) activity; D-lactate dehydrogenase (NAD+) activity; FAD binding. The record is from RefSeq and is a predicted model, not a curated record. Lineage: Eukaryota; Fungi; Ascomycota; Leotiomycetes; Helotiales; Sclerotiniaceae. The transcript is spliced from 7 exons. Gene Ontology annotation, biological process: lactate catabolic process. Bases 1 to 3735 code for a protein of 1244 amino acids.